GGGCUCGCCCCUCACAGAAGAUCGCAGUCCAGCCCCAUAGCGGCCCCCCAGUGGCCCCGGGGUGGCCCCGGCAAGGAGGAUGCCAUGCAGCGACCCCCAGACUGCACUCUCAGGCUGCUCCGGGGGACGCCGCGGCACCGGCUGUGCGCCCUGUUGGUCCUCAUGUUCAAGUUCAUGUCCGUGGUCUCCAUCAUGAUCUACUGGAGGAUCGUGGGUGACUCCAAGUUCAAGAGCCCGUCGUUCAGCCUGCCCCUGGAAGUCAAGUGCCCGCUGACCCCGAGUCCUCCAGACCCCCGGGACCCUCUGGGUGGAAACAUCUUCUUCGUGGAGACCUCGGAAAGGACCAACCCCAACUUCCUCUUCAUGUGCUCGGUGGAGUCGGCCGCCAGAACCCACCCCGAGACCCGGGUCGUGGUCCUCAUGAAGGGCUUGGGUGGUGGCAACGGCUCACUGCCCAAGCACCUGGGCAUCUCCCUGCUGCGCUGCUUCCGCAACGUGGAGCUGCGCCCACUGGACCUGCACGAGCUCUUCACUGGGACGCCUCUGGCUGGCUGGCAUGCCACGGUCCAGGCCCGCUGGGAGCCCUACCUGCUGCCCGUCCUCUCGGAUGCCUGCCGGAUCGCCAUCAUGUGGAAGUUCGGGGGCAUCUAUCUGGACACGGACUUCAUCGUGCUCAGGAGCCUGAAGAACCUGACCAACGUGCUGGGCACACAGUCCGAGUAUGUGCUCAACGGGGCCUUCCUGGCCUUCGAGCGUGGGCACAAGUUCAUCGAGUUGUGCAUGCAGGACUUCGUGGACCACUAUAACGGCUGGGUCUGGGGCCACCAGGGGCCUCAGCUCCUCACCCGCGUCUUCAAAAAGUGGUGCUCGGUACGGAGUCUCCGGGCCCGCCGGAGCUGCCGGGGGGUGCGGGCCCUGCCCCGCGAGGCCUUCUACCCCAUCCGCUGGCAGAACUGGAAGAAGUACUUCCAGGAGAUCGGCCCCUUGGAGUUCCACCGGCUGCUCAAGGACACCUACGCUGUUCAUGUGUGGAACAAAAAGAGCCAGGGCGCGCGCUUCGAGAUCACCUCCAAGGCCCUCCUGGCCCAGCUACACUCACAUUACUGCCCCACCACCUACAGCAUCAUGAAGAUGUAUCUCUGAGGCGGCCCAGCCCACCAGAGCUUCCGGGGACCCUCCGGCCUCCGGGAGGGGUGACCGGCCUAGUACCAUGAGCUCUGUACCGGCUGGAGGUUGAGGUGGAGUCGGGUGGGUACGUGGGGAUGGCAUGUGGGGCAGGGACAUGGGGCCGGCACCUACAAGGGCCGCUCCAGCCCUGGAAGGCAGGAGUGCGUGGGCCGGUGCGUGUCCUCGGAGGGAUGGAGUGGAGGAAAGGGCUCACCGCGAUCAGGGUAGGCACGCGGGCUGGUGAUGGAUGUGGGAGAUGGUGGGCUAGGGAAUGGGGAUGUUGAGGAGAAACUGGCAGAAACAGGGUGGGGGAUGAGAGAGGAGUGGAGGCUGAGAAUGGGUUGGAGAGAAUGGCAUUUUUUUAGUGGCUUGUGGCAGGGGAUUCUGGCUCCCAUAGGCCCCCGUGGCCACUUAAACUCUGUACUCAUUCUCAAGAUUUCUGAGGGCUUUAGCUGAACAUACAGCACUUUGUGAGAGAGACAGAGACAGAGAGGAGGAGCGAGUGAGCAAGCUGGCUUAUGAGAGCCCCUGGAGCUUUUCCUCCACUUCCCAGAA
This is a messenger RNA of Tachyglossus aculeatus (Australian echidna), 1722 nucleotides long. RefSeq names its product alpha 1,4-galactosyltransferase (P blood group) (gene A4GALT). Bases 85 to 1143 code for a protein of 352 amino acids. Gene Ontology annotation, molecular function: acetylglucosaminyltransferase activity. NCBI's taxonomy places the organism in Eukaryota, Metazoa, Chordata, Mammalia, Monotremata, Tachyglossidae. Gene Ontology annotation, biological process: protein O-linked glycosylation. The transcript has 2 exons. The record is from RefSeq and is a predicted model, not a curated record.